Messenger RNA from Bufo gargarizans (Asiatic toad), 959 nucleotides. Its product is annotated as EZH inhibitory protein-like. NCBI's taxonomy places the organism in Eukaryota, Metazoa, Chordata, Amphibia, Anura, Bufonidae. The coding region runs from base 90 to 959 and encodes 289 amino acids. The transcript is spliced from 4 exons. The record is from RefSeq and is a predicted model, not a curated record.
AGAACAGGGGGAGGGGCUGCUGGCCAGAGUGAGGAGGAGGCGGGGGGCAGAGGCAUUCGGCCAGGGAAAGCAAACGGAACAGCAGGAGCAUGUCGGAGCUGCCGUUAUCUGUGGAGGAGAUGUUGGAGUUGCUGCGCAGGGAGGCGGAGGUGCGGGGGCCUGGCUGGUUGCAGGAGCAGGUGGGUGCGUGCGUCAUUGCCCCUGCUUCUGCAGCCACCCCCAUUGUGAGGGCUGUCCGGCCGCGGCGGGGUAUCCCACCGGCGCGCCUUAGUCCUGACUGCACCCCCAGGGUCCGGCGCCGAGUGGGGAGCCCCUCCAGGGACCCUCCGCGGCGGAGAGGGUCUGCUCAGCCUUCAGCAGGGCGCUCUCGUCGCGGGAGGAAUCCCAGUACACAGCGGGGCCCGGAGCGGAGUGGGACGCCCCUUCCCCCACUCUCACCUGCUAGUCCUGAGGAUGCGGGACCAGGAACGGUGGACCGGCCCAGUCCGGGUCCCAGCAGGCGGUCUACUCAGCGGGGUGAUGAGAUCCACGUGCGGCGGGUUGCGCAGUCGGAGCAGGAAGAGCUGUGCAGGCCCAGUGCAGGAGCGGGAGCGGCGGCGGUGGACCGGAGGCCAGUCAGCAUCAUACAGCGGGCAGUUCGAGACGUCCGGGAGGAGUCGCCUUCUACGUCCAGGAGGAGCGCCGAAGUAGAGGACGUGCGGCGGGAGUCAGGAUCUGCGGCAGCGGGAAUCACAGCGCCCGUGGUGCCUGUGGGACCGGUUCCGGCUUCUUGUGCCAGAAGCGGAGUUGGAGGGUCUGGAGUGUCCGUCGUGGCUGUGGGGGAUCUUGGAGGAGAGGUGAUGGGGUUGCUUAGGGAUUCGCUGAGCCCUGGUUUUCCGGUGGCCUUGGUCUGGAUUUUAGGACAUUCCUAUGUGUUCUGGGGGGCUAUUAGGGCCGAUGUUAGGCCGAAUGGUGGUUAG